UAUUACAAACCACUCGACUGUUAGGGUCGUCUGUCUGUAAGGGAGCACGGGCUCCACAGAAUGCUGGGGUUGGUAAUUAUGAAGAUAGAACAAAGGGCAAGCUCCUAUCGCACGGGUAAUACAGUCAAAUCGGAAUGCCACUCAAAAUGUAUGAGUGCAGCGAAUGUGCCGCCUCCACCGCGGUAUCCCUCAUUGCGCUACUAACACCUCGAUCUCUCGAUUACUCGGACAAGCAAUACUUACUCACCGAGGUUAGCGGCCUAGCUUCUGAGGCGGCAGCAAUCGCCUUAAUGGCAGGAAAGUCACCAUACGAGGCAAUACGACUUCUUGAACUUGGCCGCGGGGUCAUCAUAGGUUCUCUAAAUGACAUACGCGCCGAUAUCUCCGCUCUUCAGGGUAAAUACCCCUUACUAGCAGAAAUAUUUAUUAAGCUACGGGGUCAACUUGAUGCUCCAACUCGUCAAGAUAUCCGGGACCUGCCUGGCUUCGGCCAAUUUCUCUCAGCCCCUUCCGAGACUGAAGUCAAGGCCGCUGCAGCCUUUGGGCCCAUCGUUGUUAUCAAAACUAGCGAUAUUCGAUUUCAAUGGCUAUGGGAUACGAUUGCGAAGCCGGUCUUCGACGUACUGGUACGCAACAACAGCCCCGAUAGUCGUUGGCCUCGGGUAUGGUGGAUUCCUACAGGCCCUCUCGCCAAAUUUCCUAUCCACGCAGCUAGGUACCACUCCCGCAGCUCGGACACCGUUCUAGACAGAGUAAUUUCAUCCUAUAGUUCCUCUAGUAGGGGACUUAUUCAAGGCCGCCAAAAUCGUGCCAAGACAAAAGCAGUACCGAACCCAGGAAAGGCUGUUCUCGUGGGCAUGAAAGAACUUCGAUAUGCGCCUCAAGAGAUCAACAACCUGGAAGGCCUUUGCCGCUCCAUGCACUUGCGGGUAUGCAAGCCUCAGCCCUGCCAAAGCGAUGUCCUAGCUGCUUUGGAUGACUUGACAGACGCGAUCGAUGCGUCGAACACCGUGAAAAGUCUGUUUGGAAUUAACCUUCACAAUCGAAAACCAUUUCUGGCCUACCUCUCGGCUUGCGGAACAGGGCAAAUAGCACACGAGAAGCUCGUCGACGAGGGACUUCACUUGAUCGCUGCUUGUCAGCUUGUUAGAUUCCAGCACGUCAUUGGCACGCUGUGGAAAGUGAACGACCAUUCUGCAUGGACGUUGCAACCACGACUUAUGACUGGAUGCAAAAACAAGGACUCAGCGACAAAUCGGUCGGCGAGGGGCUUCACCAUGCAAGCAGGAUACUUCCGCGGCACAAAAGCCCGCAAGGUCGAUGAAAUGGCGAUGGAACAAUCCCGUUCGAGUCAAGAUGAGGCAGGAGAACUGAGAGAUGUUGUGCCUUGCGAUGAUAUACCAUUGUAUUGGGUACCUUAUGUCCACUUUGGCAUCUAGCUGUUAUCUCGUUCUAUAAAGUGUCCUAUAUCUAGAGACAGUUGAGCUAGACAAUGGGCAUACGGACUUGGUGAAGCUGCUGCAGUCAACUAGAUAGGUUCGGCCGCAAUCUCAUGUGGUGGGCCUGCCGAAGUCGACAUGCUGACCUCAUACUCCUUGUUGACCAUGCUGCAACGAAGGGUAUCGACGCCAGAUGACCACCCUGACCGGGUAGCCAUGUCAAAUAACCUUGGGAACAAGCUCGGUCGCCGGUAUGAGAGGGCUGGCGAGAUGACGGACCUCCAGGAGGCUUCAGCACACCUACUAGGGGCGUGGAACUGUCGAACGGCUGUUCCAUUUCAUCGUAUCAAAUCCGCC
This is a messenger RNA of Lasiosphaeria miniovina, 1796 nucleotides long. RefSeq lists its product as uncharacterized. The coding region runs from base 135 to 1439 and encodes 434 amino acids. NCBI's taxonomy places the organism in Eukaryota, Fungi, Ascomycota, Sordariomycetes, Sordariales, Lasiosphaeriaceae. The record is from RefSeq and is a predicted model, not a curated record. The transcript has 8 exons.